Molecule: messenger RNA, 862 nt
Organism: Sphaeroforma arctica JP610
Lineage: Eukaryota; Ichthyosporea; Ichthyophonida
Exons: 5
Coding region: 263-847 (194 amino acids)
Molecular function (GO): phosphoprotein phosphatase activity
Source: RefSeq, a predicted model, not a curated record
UUCAGGAGAUCUGUUGGUGUAUACAAUAUACCGCGCUGGGCACCACGAGUCAAUUCCACUAUUGUCACUAUUACAGGAGUACAAUAUUAAUUCUGUCUUAGAACUCCGAAAUCGUACGGAAGGAGAGAGAAGCGUCGCCGUUAACUCUAGCGAAGUGCAAUAUAUCACCAUUGCGACUAAUGACGAGGGCCAGAAUCGAGAUACUGCCUCAUGGAUUUCAGAUGAAGGGCAGAAAGUCUUUGCCAGGGUCUUCCGUGAACUGAUGGGAGCUCCGCUGCCGAUGCUGAUUCACUGCGCUACAGAUGACGAUCGGACCGGGUUGGUGGUGGCAGCAAUACAACUUUUGUGUGGAGUGUGUCGAUCCGCUAUCAUUGCGGACUACGUGCGCUCUGACGAAAAUCACGUACCAUCGGUUAAAAAGGCCCCGCCUAUAGAUGACAUUGAGAUAUUCUUGAAAGCUAUUGAUGCCCAAGGUGUCAUUGGGUUCUGGAAUUCGUGCGGUCUGUCAACGUAUGAAAUCAAUUCCUUGUACCUACGCCUCUGUGCUGGCAGUGGCGACACUUCACCGACGGAGCUCGCGAACCAUGCUGAUUUAAACGAGGACUGUUUCGAAGCACAAGCCGAGAAUGUCCCUUAUUCUCAACCCGCUAUGUCUGCGGACGCAACCAGUACUCCAUGUCAAAGGAGAGCAUUCUUACCCCUGGCGCUAAGCCCGAGGGGUUCACGGUCGAGCAGUCAAAAAGUCAUAGACGGUCCUCUGGUUGUGAAGAAACUAAAAAUGGACACAGAGGUUGAGGCCAGCGGAUACAGACAGCCAUAUAUCGGGCCGUCGAAUGCAGAUGAAUAAAAAAAAUUACGCACA